Trichosurus vulpecula (common brushtail) is the source of this 1413-nucleotide messenger RNA. It is a transcript of the gene AP3S1, whose product is annotated as adaptor related protein complex 3 subunit sigma 1. Gene Ontology annotation, cellular component: intracellular membrane-bounded organelle; AP-3 adaptor complex; membrane coat. NCBI's taxonomy places the organism in Eukaryota, Metazoa, Chordata, Mammalia, Diprotodontia, Phalangeridae. Gene Ontology annotation, biological process: intracellular protein transport; Golgi to vacuole transport. The transcript has 7 exons. The record is from RefSeq and is a predicted model, not a curated record. The coding region runs from base 305 to 793 and encodes 162 amino acids.
GGCGCAGGCGCUCCUCUCUCUGCUAGACCUCUGCUUCUGCGCAGGCGCUCCCUGGAGCCAGGGAAAGGGCCCGCCUCUCGGCUCGUGUGACGCGAGGCGUAUCUGCUUCCAGCUGAUCCAGCCUCUGCCGGGUUCGCUCUCCCCUCCCCUCCCUCUCCGGGAGCGCGCGGAGGGGGCGGGCGGGGAAGCGACUUGAAGCAGAAGAGAAGGGCUGUGCUGGCUCCGCGCGCGCCGCCCGGGACCCAGCGCCCACCCGGCCACCCCUUCCCUCCUCCCAUACCCUUCCCCUGCCGCGGGCUCCAUCAUGAUCAAGGCGAUCCUCAUCUUCAACAACCACGGGAAACCCCGACUCUCCAAGUUUUACCAGCCCUAUAGUGAAGAUACACAGCAACAAAUUAUCAGGGAAACUUUCCAUUUGGUGUCUAAACGAGAUGAAAACGUCUGUAAUUUCCUAGAAGGAGGAUUGCUAAUAGGUGGCUCUGACAACAAACUGAUUUACAGACAUUAUGCCACAUUGUACUUUGUCUUCUGUGUGGAUUCUUCAGAAAGUGAACUUGGCAUUUUAGACCUAAUACAAGUAUUCGUGGAAACACUAGACAAGUGUUUUGAAAAUGUCUGUGAACUGGAUUUAAUUUUCCAUGUAGACAAGGUCCACAAUAUUCUGGCAGAAAUGGUGAUGGGGGGAAUGGUUUUGGAGACCAAUAUGAAUGAAAUUGUUACUCAAAUUGAUGCUCAAAAUAAACUGGAGAAAUCUGAGACCUUUAUCUUUCAGUCUCCCAGACAGGACAGGUAGACAAGGCUGGCUUAGCAGGAGCUCCAGCCCGUGCAGUAUCUGCUGUAAAGAAUAUGAAUCUUCCUGAGAUCCCAAGAAAUAUUAACAUUGGUGACAUCAGUAUAAAAGUGCCAAACCUGCCCUCUUUUAAAUAAAAAGGCUACUCCCAGGUAAAAUCCAGGAGGGAAAAAGUCAUCUAGGUUUACCAUGCAAUUGUUUACCAAAAAAGAGGAAGAGAGUCUUAAUUUUUGCUGUUGGAUUGAUUUAAGAAAAGGUAUUGUAUAGAAUUAUGUAUAAAAUCAGUAUAUUAAGACGGAUAUUACUUUUGUCUUGGCUCAGUGAUUUUUAAGGAAAUGAGUAGUCCCUGUGUGAUUUUUUUCUAAAUUACAUUCCUAUGCCCUCAUAAGGCAUGUCAUCUUGGUUGCUGCAGUAUUUUGAAAAUGUAUUUAAGGUAUUCCUUUAUUAUGUACAACCCAAAAUAUUGGGGCAUUUUGUAUAUUUCAUGGAAUUCUGUGAGUACAGCAUUCCUUAACUCUUCCUGCCAUUUGUCAUGAUUAUUUAAAAACUACAUAUAUGUUGCAUGAAAACAUUCUGUUCUUUUUUAGAAAAAAUAAACUCCAAAUUAACUGGACUUCUAAACC